ACGCCGCGCCCCCGGCUGGGCGGUGAGCAGAGCCAAGAUGGCGGCGGAGUUGGAGUACGAGUCGGUUCUGUGUGUGAAGCCCGACGUCAGCGUCUACCGGAUUCCGCCCCGGGCCUCCAACCGCGGUUACAGGGCAUCUGACUGGAAAUUAGAUCAACCUGAUUGGACUGGUCGUCUCCGAAUCACUUCAAAAGGGAAGAUUGCUUAUAUCAAACUUGAGGAUAAAGUUUCAGGGGAGCUCUUUGCUCAAGCACCAGUAGAACAAUAUCCUGGUAUUGCUGUGGAGACAGUGACAGAUUCCAGCCGCUACUUUGUAAUCCGGAUCCAGGAUGGUACUGGGCGUAGUGCUUUCAUUGGCAUUGGCUUCUCAGAUCGGGGUGAUGCCUUUGACUUUAAUGUCUCUUUGCAAGAUCACUUCAAGUGGGUAAAGCAGGAAUCUGAGAUUUCCAAAGAAUCUCAGGAAAUGGAUAAUCGUCCCAAGUUGGAUCUGGGCUUCAAGGAGGGGCAGACCAUCAAGUUGAGUAUUGGGAACAUCACAACCAAGAAAGGAGGUGCUUCUAGGCCCAAGACUACAGCGGCUGGGGGCCUAAGCUUACUCCCACCCCCGCCUGGAGGCAGAGUCACAAUUCCCCCACCGUCCUCCUCAGUUGCCAUCAGCAAUCAUGUCACUCCACCGCCCGUACCAAAGUCCAGUCAUGGAGGUACUGAUGCAGAUAUCCUUUUAGAUUUGGAUUCUCCUGCUCCUGUAACGACACCAGCACCAGCUCCAGUUUCUGCAAGCAAUGACUUGUGGGGUGACUUUAGCACUGCAUCCAGCUCUGUUCCAAACCAGGCACCACAGCCAUCCAACUGGGUCCAGUUCUGAGGAGCACAGCAGGAUGUUAAGGACAGACUUGAAGAAUCAAAAUGACCUUGAGGGCACCCAUCUGUGAGGGGAGCUCGGAACCCCUUCCCUCCCCAGAACCAAAAUUACUGAACGGUUGUUUUCAUAGCUUCUCCAUUGCGUUCAGGCUGGUGUGUCACUCCCCGGUGUUGUUCCUUGCUGUACAGCCAAGAAAGUAUUUCUUAUCUCCUGUUCACUGUCAGGGCAGGGGAAUAGUGAGUCUUAUGAUACUUGUGGCUAUUGCAGGGCUCUAAAGGCCAGGGUCUCUUUGGUGGGGAAAUAACCUCCAACAUCUGUAAAAUUUUCUCCAUCUUUAAAUUCUUUAACUUCUUUCAGAAUCAUCUCAUGACCCUGUGUGCCUCUUUGUGAAGCUCUGUUUAGCAAUUUCAGGGGAGACAAAACCCUCAGAACUUCCUUUUCCAUUAACUGAAGACUCUAAAAAUGGACAGACUGAUCACAGUGUUUACAGAUUCAGAAUUUUGAUAGGGGUAGGUGUGAAGAAAGACCUGUUUCCUGGGUCUCUGCUAUAUAUCCUCCCUCAGGCUUGUCUUAUUCAGUGAACAUCCAGUGCUGGGUGCAGCCCCCUGACCCUCUAGUGCGUUUGCAUGUGUCCUCCUGUGGCAAGAGGGUUGUGUUGGUGGCGCCCCACUCUCCUUUUGUUGACAGUGCAGCAUCUCUGAUCACCGGGUGUCUCUCGGGUGAAGGAGGUUCAAGGGACUAUGUUUCCCUACUUAUUUUCUAGAGACGCAGUUACUUUCUUGCAGCUCCAUCUAGUUGCUGCAUUUGAAGCACAGCGUUACUUUGUAAUGGCCCCAUUAUUUGUCCUAAAGUUAAAGGGUUUAGAGUUUUUAAUCUAAUUUGUAGAGCAGAGAGGUUGAAAGCACUUAACUCUUGUUCAGUACCCACAUUGCCUUGCUGCCUGGGUAUCUGGCUCCUUUUCAUACACAGUUAUUUUUUCAGUCCACCAGCUCUUCAACAGAAAGCUGCUAUUACAUGUACCAUCGUUUAUGAAGCAAGCUGGAGAGCCAUGGCUUUAGCUGUGGUAGGUUUUGCCCAAACGACGGCUGCAAUACCCAUCACCAGGAGUAUCUCAGAAGCAAGUUGCCCCCCACCACUUCCCCUCUCUCUGCCCACCAUUCCUUUUACAAUGCUGUGAAGGGGUCCCGCUCUUAGAUGAACUGGCACCAGCUCUUUUGUCUGCUAAGGGGCAAUUCUGAGAGUGAAACGGGAGGAUCUCAUUCUUCCCUUAGCAUCUAUUUGGAUGGUACCCUCUGGCUGAAGGGAGUCCUUAUAUUUAGUUUCAAAAUAGAUUCUCUCUCUUGGAUUUCCUUCUUGACUCUUUUUAACUUUGGGUCCAUUUUUUUUUUUUUCAUUGCUUCCCGUUCCAGGCAGCUCUAUUCUUGCAGAGCCAUGACAGGACAUUUAAAAAUUCCAAUAGAAAACACUAAAAGGAAAGCCUAUAGAUUCACUAGUGACUAACUGCUGGGAGCCUAUUUUCUCAAUCUUCCUCUAUGUUGUGUUCUUUGUAUUCUCAAGAUGAUAAUAUAUUAUGUAUUUGAAUUGCUGAAGAAUUGAAAAUGAAGUUUAAGAUAUAUGUAUAUAGAGCAUAUGUAUGCUGUAUUGGUGCAAUAAUGGUAAUUAAAAAUAUGGAAAGAGGUAGUGUCUCUUUUAUCUUUCUAUUUGCCUGUUUCAUUAUCUUUUUUAUUUAAUUGACCCAAUAUAGGUGGCCAGUAGGUAAUAAAAGGACAUUUUAUAUCUAUUACUCAUUUUCAAGAAAUGGAGGUUUUAAGAAGUUAAGGCUAGACCUCUGUCCUCAUGUUUCUAAACACACAGAGUCUCCUUGUCGAGAUCAUUUGUAUUUAUUAUUUAUUUGCCGGUACAGUUAAUUUCAUUUGCUUCAAAUUAUCUUUGUGAUCUAGGCCACCUUUCAUAUCCCAGAACUAUGGUCAGCAUAAAUGAAGGGAAUCAACGCAUGAGAUAGAACUAAAGUGAGAGUCAUAGACUUUGGAAGCCAGAAGGAUCUUGGAGUUCUCAUUCAGUGAUUGUCACAGGAGAUGAAUCAGAAUGAUAUGGGUACUUCUUUUUUUUUUUUUUCCUCUUUUUUUGUUUUCAAUUUAAAAUAACAUACUGCUCUCUCCAGAGAUUCUGAUACACCUCCCCCAUUCGCCCUCCCAGGGAAGGGCUUGGAUGGCUUCCCCAACCAUGGCCUUUCUUAUCAUUACUGAGGUUGUGAGGCACUAUCAUGGAUAAACAUGUAUCCUAAACUGCAGGGGAGUUUUUUGGGUAGAAGAUGCAGAUGAUAAUUUUUCCAGCUCAACCCCCUUGGUUAGACAUUGACAUCUGCCUUCACGGUUGUCCUGUGAGCUUUUAUUACUCCUCACUUCCUCCAUUCCGAUAACCUUCUAGGUAGUUGGCUUGCCUCCAGCUUUCUCAGCCCUAGUUCAGCUUAGGUGUUGACACCAGAAUAACCUUCCUGAAACCAAACCCUGCUCAUGCCCUUUCCUCCCCUACUCAUUGAUUACCUUUAAUAAUUUUCCUUUGCUUACAGAUUAAAGUCCAAAGUACCAUUUCAUCCUCAGCUCUCAGUUUUCCCUUUCACUCAGUCUGCUCCCGCACACUAGUCAUUCUGCAGAUGUCAUCAGCAGCAUGGGCAUUGAGUGCUUGCGAUUCCCUCUGCCUGGAAUUCCUUCCCUUCUCUACCUGCCUGGUGAAAUCCUUCCCAUCCUGGAAAGUGCUGCUUUGUGAAACGUUACUUAUCCCCUCAGUCUGAAAGGUGAUCUCCCUUGUUUUGGGGGGUUGCUGUUGAAAUUCUCACUGGUUUGUGGGCUCUUUGAUAUAAGGACCAUGUCUUCAUUUUUAUCUACUCAAUAUUUUCCUUAUGCCAUAAAUAUAUACUUGUUGAAUUAACAGUGAUUUCAGUGAAGAGGGACUAGAAAUCAGAAAGUUGGGUUUUUCCUUUUUUCGCUCAUUCUCAUUUUGAUUGUUCCUAGCUACAGGACGUAAGUAUUCCUUAUAUGCUUUGUUAUAGUUGCAGAAGGUCUCAUUUAUAUGCUCCAGGGUCAGUUAAUAUUUGGGCCCAAGAAAGUAGCAUUGAAGACAAAUUUUACUUUGGUACAUAGACGCUAUGGCCUGGGAAAAGGAAAACUGGAUAUCAUGUCACGCAGCUGCUGAUAAAUCUGGUAGCUUAGUGUCUGAUCUCAGUUAUCACAACUGGCUAAGAUUGCACUUGGUUAUAUUUAGCUUUUUUUUGGCUUUUAAAAAAAAUCAUUUCUGUUAUUGCCUCUUAACUGUACAUGAGGAAAAUACAUAUGGUUUGUGACUAGAACUCAUACUCAGGAGCUCCCCAUCCAUCACAUAUUCUCUUGAGAAAGAAAGGGAAAAGGAAGAGGAUUACAUUUACUUGCAAGUCCCUUCAGCCUGGGGAAUGUAUAGGCUUGGUAUGGUUUUCACAGCAACCAUGGUUGAAACCAUGUCGUAUGACAUUUAUUUCAGAAUGAGAAUUGUCAUUUUCAGUCCCUUUUUGAAAGUUACUAAGAUAUGGGGGUGGUAUGUUUUUUAAAAAGCUCUAGUAUACUGAAGUCUACAUCUCAGGAGUGAAAUAACUGUCCUUUGAGACCUCAUGUUCUGCCCUAUCAAUCUAAGACUAGUGUCAUCCCCUCAGUUACACACAAUGAUGCAUUAAGACCAACCAUGAAGGUUGCUGUUUGCUUUUUAGUAUUUUCUUUUGUCUUACGUGUGUUCUGCCACUGCACCUAAUAGUAAAAAAAUGUCUUGGCAAUUUCUGUGAAUGCUUUAACUAGCUGCAUAGCAGCAUGGGACCACUAGAGGACGGGCUCCCCCUAGCAACCCUAGCACAGUGGUGGCGAAUACUGCUCAGAUUUCCUGGUGGCAGGGGAGACACCUAAAGACAUAAAUGAAGACUGUCAACGGAUAUUUCAUCUAUGGAGUCUAAACAUGUACCUGAUCCGAAGUUUGUUGGGAACGUAGAAAAACAGCUGUUUGGGUAGGUGGAAAAUGAAGAACAGAAUAAUACUUUCUUCAGACUUUAAUACUUAAAUAAAUCUUUGAAUAGGGAAUACACUUACUGAUUUUAAUGACCCCCCCCUCCCCAGUCCCACCAAAAUAGGUGAUUAAUGGGAAGUAAAGAGGAGUGGUUAUGAGCAUGAAUUUGGAAAGAGACAGACUGCCUUGGCACAAAAGUUUACUCUGCCACUUACUGGCUUUUUGACCUUGGACAAAUUAACCCUUAUUUGCCUUGGUUUCCUCGUAUGCAAAAUGAAGAUAAUAGUUCCUACUUUAUAGAGUUAUUGUCAAAAUAAAAUAAGUUAAAAAUUUAAAGUGCUUAGAACAAAGCCUGGCAUAUGGUAAAUUCUCUGUUAGUACUGCUUCUACUACUGCUGCUUGGCUGGCUAUCCUAAUUCUGCCUAUUAGCAUUGCAAUAACAUGGUAAGAAUAAGGGCAAAAUGAUGAGAUCCUUUCCUUUUUUAAAAAAAUUAAUUUUUAUGGGGAUAUAAUUGACAUAUAACAUUGUAAAUGUUUAGGUGUACAAAAUGUGACACAUAACAUUGUAAAUGUUUAGGUGUACAAAAUGUGAUACAUUUAUUGCAAUAAUCGGAGUGUCAGCUAACACUUCUGUCAUGUAAUUGUCAUUUCUUUUUUGUGGUGAGAGCAACUCAGAUCUAAUCUCUUAGCAACUUGGAAGUUUGUAAUAUAAUAUUGUCUAUACAGGCAUACCUCAUUUUAUUGAACUUUGCUUUAUUGCAGUUUGCAGAUACUAUGCUUUUUACAAAUUGAAGGUUUGUAGCAACACUUCAUCGAGGAAAUCUAUCAGUGCCAUUUUUCAAUAGCAUUUGCUCACUUUGUGUCUCUGUGUCAUGUUCUGGUAAUUCUCACAAUAUUUCAAAACUUUUCAUCAUUAUAUUUGUUAUGGUGAUCUGUGAUCAGUGAUUUUUUUUUUUUUUUUUGUGGUACGCGGGCCUCUCACCGCCGUGGCCUCUCCCGUUGCGGAGCACUGGCUCCAGACGCGCAGGCUCAGCGGCCAUGGCUCACGGGCCCAGCCGCUCCGCGGCAUGUGGGAUCUUCCCGGACCGGGGCAUGAACCCGUGUCCCCUGCAUCGGCAGGCGGACUCUCAACCACUGCGCCACCAGGGAAGCCCAUCAGUGAUCUUUGACGUUACUACUGUGACUUGCUGCAGGCUCAGAUGAUGGAAAACAUUUUUUAGCAAUAACGUAUUUUAAAAUUAAGUUUUCACAUGAGGGGUCACCUGGAAUUGCUGUCUUGUGGGCUGGAGAGCCUUCCAGUCCAACUGCUGUUUUUAAUGACAGCAAGACGUGGGCUCAGAGUGAAAGACACUGUAUGGGGACAGGGGCUCAUCUGGCCACCAUCAGCACAGAAGCUGAGCAGGUAUGUUGAGAGGCUUACAUCCGUUUCUCUGCUGGUUUGAAUCUCUUUGCAGAGAAAGAGGAAUUUCUGUGCUCUGCUAUACCUCUGUGCCUUUGCUUCAUCUCUUCCAACUACCUGGAAAGACUUUUCUUCCUCUCUCAUUUUUCUUCACAUGGCCAAGUUCUUCUGGUCUUCCCAGAUUUGAUUCAUAUGUUAUUUUCUACAGAAAACUACCCUGACCACCUUCUCUGCUCCAUCUUUCCUAUUCUAGUUUGGAGAUACUUCCGCGGUACUUUGUGCAUCGUGUGACCAUGGCACUUACUUCAGUGUUCCCAUGAGUCCUACUUUGUAGAGGGCUGGAGCCAUGCCUUAAGCAUCUUUGCAUCUCCAAUGGCCUUUGCAGUGCUAGGCACACUUAGAUAGGUCCUGAUAAAUAUUUCAUGAGUAAGUAAAUAAAUGAAUGGUUAAUCAGGAUUGAAAUAGCUUCUCAGAAUAGAGCACAGGAAAAAUAAUUCAGAAGUAUGGUUGUCAUUCUAAAAAAAAAAAAAAUCUCAAGGUAAAUUCAAUUUGAACUGAAAUUUAUUUCCUCAUGUAAUAUAUUUCCAUAUAUGUACGAUACCAUGACUCAGAUUCUAUUCUUGGUUAGCAGGGUUUCCUGGAGGAUUCUGUUUCCAUGGCUUUGCAACUAUAGGUUCACCAGCUCCUGAAUAAAAUGGAGUUUAAUGAAAUACACAAACAAUUGAAGAAGGAACUCUGACGGACACAAGUACAUUUGGGAUUUCAGGAACUCUUCAUACAGCUCAUUCUGUAACAGAGACUGAUUAUAAAACCUAGAUGAGAACUGAGUACAAGUCAUUUUAAGAUGAUAGCCAGAAUCCAUGAGAAAACUUGUAAGCAGGCGUGAAGUGGAGUAUCAGAGGUCACUACUGAACUAUGACGAGAUUGAAUUUGAAACUAAUAUUAGAAAAUACUUUAAAUUUGCUGGCAAAUAUAGACAGGAUGAAUGCAAGCUUGCUAGAUUUUUGCCAGUGAGUUAUAUUUCCGAGUCCUAUGAGAGCGCCUGUUGGCCUGUAUUGUGGAAAUGAGGCAUCUUGGAUGCACAUAUAUUUGUAAUUGUUUUAUCCUCUUGAUAAAUCGACCAUUUUAUCACUAUAUUAUGACCUUCUUUGUCUCCUAUUGAAGUUUUUGACUGAAAGUCUAUUUUGUUUGAUAUAAGAAUACACGUUUUUAGUUUCUAUUUACAUGGUAUGUGUUUUUCUAUUAUUUCACUUUGAGCCUAUGUGUGUCCUAAAAGCUGAAAUGAGUUUUUUUAGGUAGCAUGUAGUUGGGUCUUGUUGGUUUUUUUGUUUGUUUUUUUGCGGUACGCGGGCCUCUCACUGUUGUGGCCUCUCCCGUUGCGGAGCACAGGCUCCAGACGCGCAGGCUCAGCGGCCAUGGCUCACGGGCCCAGCCGCUCCGCGGCAUGCGGGAUCCUCCCGGACCAGGGCACGAACCCGCGUCGCCUGCAUCGGCAGGCGGACUCUCAACCACUGUGCCACCAGGGAAGCCCCAGGUCUUGUUUUUUAUUUUUUAACCCCAUCAGCCACUCUGUGCCUUUUAAUUGUAUAAUUUAAUCCAUUACAUUUAAAGUAAUUAUCAAUAGGUAAGGUCUUACUAUUGCUAAUUAUCUUGUUAAUUGUUUUCUGGCUGCUUUGUAGUUCCUUUGUUACUUUCUUCUUCUCUUGCUGUCUUCCUUUGUGAAUUGAAUGGUUUUAGAUAGUAGUAUAAUUUGAUUACCUUCUCUUUAUUUUGUGUGUACUAUUAUAGGUUUUUGUUGUGUGUUACCUGAGAUUUAUUUGAAAUAUCUUACAGAUAUAACAGUAUUUUACAUUGAUAACAACUUAAUUUUUAUUGCAUACAAAAACUACCCUUUUACUCUCUCACCUACAUUUUAUUUUUUUGGUGUCACAAUUUACAUAUUUUUAUCCAUUAAAAAGCUAUUGUAGCUAUAACUAUUUUCAAUACACUUGUCCCUUAACCUUUAUAGUAGAGUUAAGUAGUUAACACACUACCAUAUUACAAUUAGAGCAUUCUGAAUGAAACUCUAAACUUACCUUUAUUGGUGUGUUUGUAUAUUUUCAUAUGCUCAUUUCAGCUUGAAAAACAUCUGUCAGUGUUUCUUUUUCUUUUUCUUUUUUUUGCGGUACGCCGGCCUCUCACUGCUGUGGCCUCUCCCGUUGCGGAGUGCAGGCUCCGGACGCGCAGGCUCAGCAGCCAUGGCUCACGGGCUCAGCCGCUCCGCGGCAUGCGGGAUCCUCCCAGAACAGGGCACGAACCCGUGUCCCCUGCAUCAGCAGGCGGACUCUCAACCACUGCGCCACCAGGGAAGCCCUGUCAGUGUUUCUUUUAAGGCAUGUCUAGUGGCUCUUGUUUCUUAUGCAAAGUCUACCUCCCUUGUUUUCCUAAGGACUUACCUUAUUGGGUAAAGUAUACUUGGUUGGCAGUUUUUUCCCAACACUUUGAAUAGAUCAUUCCAUUCUCUCCUGGCCUGCAAAGUUUCUUCUGAAAUAUCAUGAUAGCCUCAUCAAGGUUCCUUUGUAUGAGAGAAUUCUUUUCCUAAAUUUUCCAAUUUUUUUCUCUUGCUGUUUUUAAAAUUCUCUCUGUCUUUGGUUUUAGACACUUUUAUUACAAUGUGUUUUGGAGAAGAACAUUUCAGUUUGAAAUUUUGGGGUGACCUAUUAAUCUCAUGAACUUACAUGUCCAAAUCUCUCCCCAGGUUUGGCAAGUUCUUCUUUACAUAGCCAUGACCUCUUUACAUAGCUUUUUACCCUUUCUUCUCUUCUCUUUCUGGGACUCCAAUUUUGCAUAUAUUGUUUCCCUUAUUGUUGUCCUAUCAGUCCCGUAGGCUUUAUUUAUUCCAUUUCAUUUUUGGUUUUGAAACUCUGGAUAAUUUCAAAUGAUCCGUCUUCACUUAUUCUUUCUUCUGCUUGGUCCAGUCUGCUGUUGAAACUCUCUAUUGAGUUUUCAGUUCAGUGAUUGUAUUCUUCAGCUCCAAAAUUUCUGUUUAAUUCCUUUUUAUGUCUUCUAUCUCUUUGUCAAGCUUCUUAUUCUGUUCUUGUUGUUUCCCUGAGUUCAUAAACUGGUUUUCUGUGCUCUCUUGUAGCUUUCAGAGCUUCUUUAGAAAGAUUAUCUUGAAUUCUUUGUUGAGCUAUUUCUGUAUCUUCAUUUUUGGGGGUCAGUUACUGGAAGUUUAUUGUGUUUCUUUUUACUUAAUAAAUUUUAUUUAUUUAUUUAUUUAUUU
This is a messenger RNA of Orcinus orca (killer whale), 9546 nucleotides long. It is a transcript of the gene NECAP1, whose product is annotated as NECAP endocytosis associated 1. The transcript is spliced from 10 exons. Gene Ontology annotation, cellular component: clathrin vesicle coat; membrane. The coding region runs from base 38 to 865 and encodes 275 amino acids. Gene Ontology annotation, biological process: endocytosis. The record is from RefSeq and is a predicted model, not a curated record. Lineage: Eukaryota; Metazoa; Chordata; Mammalia; Artiodactyla; Delphinidae.